AUGCCGUCGUCGGCGCCCGGCGUCGAGGAGGAGGAGCCCAAGGACUCAUCGGAGUACAGGCUCCGCAAGCAGCUCCUGCUGCUGGCGGCGCUCGUGGUCAGCGUCACCUACGUGGCGGGGCUCACCCCGCCGGGCGGGGUGUGGCAGGAGGACGGGCCCGGCGUCGCGGCGGGGGGUCCUGUCCUCCGGAUCACGCACCGCCGCCGGUUCCUGUCCUUCUACUACUGCAACUCCACCGCGCUCGCCGCGUCGCUCGUGGUCAUCUUCCUCCUGCUCCUCAAGAACCCGACGCGGGUCCAGCUAGCCGUGCUGCGGCUGGUCAUGGUGCUCGACCUGCUCGCCCUCAUGGGGGCCUACCUCGCCGGCAGCUACCGGGACAGGCCCGCCACCGUGUACGCCACGGCGCUGGUUCUCGCGCUGUCAGCCUACGUGGGCGUCCACAUCCUGCAGGGCCUGCAACACCCUCCGCCACCGCCGGUCGACCGCCGCGACGAGGAGGAGGAUCGCCGGCGGCGCACGGAGUCCUCCUCCAGCGUCCUCAAGCCCAAGGAGCGGUGCAAGGUCCUGCUGCUGCUCGCCACCUUCGCGACGGGCCUCACCUAUGUCGCCGGGCUGAACCCGCCCGGCGGCUUCUGGGACACGAUGGACAAUGGCCGCCGCAGAGGGCACGGGCACGGCUACCGCCCCGGCGACUCGCUUGUGGAGGUGCACCACAGGGGCCACUUCAGGAUGUUCUUCUACUGCAACACCACGGCCUUCGUCGCGUCGCUCUUCAUCAUCGUCCUGCUCCUGGACAGGAAGCUCAGCGCCAGGACGGCGCGGUCCUUCGCGCUGCACGUGUUCGUCCUCAGCGCGCUGCUCGGCCUGUUGGCGGCCUACGAUGCCGGCAGCUGCCGGGACUCCAACUGCAGCGUCUAUGUUGUCAGCCUCUUCGGCGCGGUUCUCGCAUUCAUAUUCCUCACUAUGGUGGCUAUCAUUUCACUCAAGAGCCUGGUUUGUGCUGACGCUCCAGCAUCGGAAUCUAACAACAAUCGUGUCCACGACAACCAAGCUACAACAAUGGCGACGUCAAGUUCACAAGGCAGCGUCAACACUGUUGCUCCUCGAGCGGCGAGCACAGGCAACACGGUGGAGAAAAGGGCGAUAAAGAAGGUGAAGUCCCUCGUUCUGCUGCUCGCCAAUCUCGCGGCGACCAUUACCUACCAGGCAGGGCUAGAUCCGCCGGGCGGCUUCUGGACGUACGACGGCGAGGGGCACAGGGCCGGCGACGCCAUACUCCUGUCCAAGGACCCGGCACGAUACAAGGCCUUCUUCUACUGCAACUCGGCCGCCUUUGUGGUGUCCCUCGUCGUCAUCCUCAUGGUCCAGAACGUGAGGCUGGUCAAGAGCCACACCUUGCUGGUGGCGAUGAUGCUGGACAUGUUCGCCCUCAUCGGAGCCUACGCCGCCGGAAGCUGCCGAAACCUCAGGACCUCCGUCCAUGUCGUCGCCCUCGCUGGCGCCGUCCUUCUCUACGUGCUGGUACACGUCCUGUUCUUCACGCUGCGGGCGACCGGCGCCGACGGCACGGUGCCGGAGAAGAAGCACAAGCGGCUGCUGCUGGUGGCGAUCCUGGUCGCUACCAUCACUUACCAGGUGGGGCUCACGCCGCCGGGUGGGUUCUGGAUUGAGGAGAACUCGCCCCUCGGCCGCCACCGCCACGCCGGCGGCGCCGUGCUCCUCGACAAGUUCCCACGCCGCUUCGGGGUCUUCUUCUACUGCAACACGGUGAGCUUCAUGGCGUCCAUCGCGCUCAUCCUCCUCCUCGUCAACCCCAACCUCUCGCGGCUCGCCAUACGGUGCUACGCGCUGUACGCGUGCCAGGUGGCCGGCCUGUUCGGUCUCAUGGGCGCCUACGCGGCCGGGAGCGCUCGGAGGUUGAGAACGUCCAUCUUCGCGCUUGUGCUCGUUGCCCUGGUGAUCGCCUUCGUCGCUCUGAACAUCAUCAUGUUUAGUUUGUUCAAACCAAGGACGGCAAUGGCAGAGGUCGAUUCGCCAGCUCCGGCCGAGGAAGAAGAAGAACCUACACCCAGAGACGCCGAGGAGACAGAGUACCGCGACGAAGUGUACGCCAAGCGCAAGUACCUGAUGCUGCUCGGGAUCCUGGCCGCAGGCGUCACCUACCAGGCCGGUCUGGCCCCGCCGGGCGGCCUGUGGCAGGACGACGGCACCGGCGGCGGCGGCCAUGGGCGCGAGGCUGGGAACCCGGUGCUCCACGACACCGACCAGCGCCGCUACCACGUCUUCUUCUACAGCAACUCCACCUCCUUUGUCGCGUCGGUGGUCGUCAUCGCCCUGCUGCUGCAGCAGAUCCUGCGGCGGCACCGCCCGGAGAACCACGAGCUGCUCCUGCUGGCCACGAACACGGCCGUCGUCCUCGACCUGCUGGGCCUCCUGGCGGCCUACGCGGCUGGCAGCACCCGCGAGUGGCGGAUUGUAGCCGUGCUGCCUGUGCUUGUUCUGACUUUCAUGGCUGUACACGUCGCAAUUUGGUUGUUCGGUGAGCGCCGCUGCGGCGGCGGCGGAGCUAGUUCUAAUGGGUGGAUUGAAGAACAGGUAGUAAAUGGUCAUGACCAGUCUUCCCAUGUUCCUGAGGUUUAGUUUACUAAUGAUGAUCACUUCAGUGCUAUGUGUACUACCCCGGCCGGUGUCCUGAGCACGAACUAGCUGAGCUGUUUUUAUACUACGGAGAGCUCACUUGGGCGUUUUGGGGAUGAAGAUGCAUUCAUCUUUAGUUACAAUGUACAACAACAUA
Messenger RNA from Panicum hallii, 2794 nucleotides. RefSeq lists its product as uncharacterized. The transcript has 2 exons. The coding region runs from base 1 to 2640 and encodes 879 amino acids. Lineage: Eukaryota; Viridiplantae; Streptophyta; Magnoliopsida; Poales; Poaceae. The record is from RefSeq and is a predicted model, not a curated record.